This is a messenger RNA of Camellia sinensis, 405 nucleotides long. RefSeq names its product putative histidine kinase 3. Lineage: Eukaryota; Viridiplantae; Streptophyta; Magnoliopsida; Ericales; Theaceae. Gene Ontology annotation, cellular component: nucleus. Gene Ontology annotation, biological process: signal transduction. The record is from RefSeq and is a predicted model, not a curated record. Gene Ontology annotation, molecular function: phosphorelay sensor kinase activity.
UUCAAACAAAAACCACCACGCCCAUGGUUUGCGAUGAUGAUUUCAAUUGGUAUCCUCGUAAUUGCAUUGCUUCUUGGGCAUAUAAUCAACGCAACAGUGAAUUGAAUAGCCAAAGUUGAGGAUGAUUACCAUGAGAUGAUGGAGCUGCAGAAACGAGCAGAGGCAGCUGAUGUUGCUAAAUCACAGUUCCUUGCUACUGUGUCCCAUGAGAUCAAAACCCCAAUGAAUGGUGUUCUUGGAAUGUUGCAGAUGCUAACGGACACAGAUCUGGAUGUAACUCAACAAGACUAUGUCAGAACUGCACAGGGCAGUGGAAGAGCGCUGGUUUCACUAAUAAAUGAGCUUUUGGACCAAGCAAAGAUUGAAUCUGGUAAGCUCGAGCUUGAGAUUUACAGAGAUAUCUAA